This is a messenger RNA of Malassezia vespertilionis, 1671 nucleotides long. It is a transcript of the gene GAD1, whose product is annotated as glutamate decarboxylase. The transcript has a single exon. Gene Ontology annotation, biological process: L-glutamate catabolic process. Bases 1 to 1671 code for a protein of 556 amino acids. Lineage: Eukaryota; Fungi; Basidiomycota; Malasseziomycetes; Malasseziales; Malasseziaceae. Gene Ontology annotation, cellular component: cytosol. The record is from RefSeq and is a predicted model, not a curated record. Gene Ontology annotation, molecular function: glutamate decarboxylase activity; pyridoxal phosphate binding.
AUGACUCUUUCGCUGAAUAUAGAUUUGGAUGCGAUCCUGAACAAGGCACAAAGCGAGGAGCAUGAUCUUAUGCGCCUCGCGCAAGGCGAGCACUUUCUCUCUCCAUACUACUCGCAGCCACACGCAGGUCGUUACUCGACCAAGCCCGUGCCCAAGUACUCCAUCCCCGACGAGGGCACUACGGAGGCGGCGGCGUACGAGCUGCUGAAGUCUGAGCUGCUUCUUGAUGGCAAGCCGGCGCUCAACCUGGCGUCGUUUGUGCAGACGUGGAUGCCCGAGAAUGCGCAACGUCUCAUGUCUGAGACGCUUGGAAUUAACCUGUGUGACCAGGACGAGUACCCUGCCACGAUGGCCAUCCACGCGCGCUGCAUCUCGAUCAUCUCGAACCUGUGGAAGGCGCCCAAGCACGAGCUCGCUGACGACCGCAGCAAGGCCGCACUCGGCACCGCGACGACCGGCUCCUCGGAGGCGAUCAUGCUAGGUCUGCUUGCCGCCAAGCGCCGCUGGCAGGAAAAGCAGAAGGCGGAAGGCAAGGACGUGCACAAGCCCGGCCCGAACAUUGUGUUUGGGUCCAACGUCCACGUCGCUGUGGAGAAGUUUGCGCGCUACUGGGAAGUCGAAGAGCGUCCUGUCGACAUUGACGAGUCGACCAACUACUGCCUGAGCCCGAAGCGUGCGAUGGAGAAGGUUGACGAAAACACCAUCGCGGUGCUUGUGAUCAUGGGCUCGACCUACACGGGGCAUUACGAGCCCGUGGAGGAGAUGGCCCAGCUUUUGGAUGAGUACCAGGAAAAGACGGGCAUCGACGUGCCGAUCCAUGUGGAUGCCGCGUCGGGUGGUUUUGUCGCGCCGUUUGCCACGCCGGAUUUCAAGUGGUCGUUCGAGAUCCCGCGUGUGGCCUCGAUCAAUGCCUCUGGUCACAAAUUCGGUAUGGUCUUCCCCGGUCUCGGCUGGAUUAUUUUCCGCUCUGCGAAUCUCGUCCCACGCGACUUGGUGUUUGAGCUGCACUAUCUCGGCAGUGUUGAGUACUCGUUUGGCCUCAACUUUUCGCGGCCCGCCGCGCCAGUGCUUGGCCAGAUGUACAACUUUAUCAACCUCGGCCGCAGUGGCUAUACCGCCGCGAUGAACGACAACUUGCAGAAUGCGCGUCUCCUUUCGCGUGCGCUGGAGCUUAGUGGCUUGUUUCUUGUCGUCUCUGACAUUCACCGCCCCAUCUCUGACGAGGCCGAAAAGGCCUUGAGCAAGAGCAAGGCGCAGCACACGGAUGCGUCGAACUUCAAGCCCGGCCUUCCUGCGGUCGCUUUCCGCUGGACCGACGAGUUUUCGCGCGAGAACCCAAAGCUGCAGCAGCGCUGGCUCCAGGUGUUGUUGCGCAUUAAGGGCUGGAUCGUGCCGAACUAUGAGCUCUCGCCGAGCUUGCAGCACGUACAGAUUAUGCGUGUGGUUGUGCGCGACACGAUGACGGAGAGUAUGGUUGCUGCGCUGCUCGGUGACAUUAUCGCCAUGACGAAGCAGCUUGCGACAGAUAGCCACGCGAUUCCUUCGCACCUUGCUGCGUUGAAGGAGGGCAGUGCACGCCACGAUCCUUCGCAGAAGCGCCAUGGCGAUGCUGCACAUGGACGCCCGCACGGCCACGGCGAUCGUCCGCGUGGCUUCAACGGCCAGUGCUAA